AUGUCGGCGGCUAUUGAAAAAGAAACUGGAAUGUUGGAUGUGGGGAAGCACUGUGCGUAUUGUAGGCAACUAGACUUCCUACCCUUCCAUUGUUCGUUUUGCAACGAAGAUUUCUGCUCGAACCAUAGACUUAAGGAAGAUCACCACUGUAGGUGGUUACUGGAACAAGAAAAAGCCCUUAAAUCCCAGAAGAGUCAUAGCAAAAGUCAGAAUGGCUCAAGUUCAAACAAUGAAGCAUAUUUCAAGAGUUUGUUACCUGAAAGGGGUAAUGUUAGAGUCCAAAGAGCGAGUGAAAAAAGAGAACCUUUAAGGGAUUCUAAUACUGCCAAAGUGGGUUCUACUUUGAACUCAAAGACGUUAGAUAAGAUAUUUAGGUUUUUCCAAAAGAAUGAGAAAAAAAAUAGCAAUAAAACAUCAAAAAAGAACUUCAGUUCCUCUUCAAAUAAGAUCAUUCAAUUGGCUAAUCUCAAAAAAAUUGCUAAAGGUGACUCCAAGAUUCCCAUACAAAACAGGGUUUAUAUUUGGUGCUACUUAGUGGAUGGUGACGAGAAGGAUACUGGCAAGGAAGAUGCGAGAAUGCCGAUAUUUAUCAACAAAAUGUGGCCUGUUGGCAGGGCCAUGGACUAUUUGUCUAUCCAACUAAACGCGAAAUCCAGUACAGUAACUAAUUCAAGUUUUGGUGAGAAAUUUCAACUUUGCAAAUUGAGAGAGGGUAAACCGGUUUCAUUUUAUAAUAUUGGAGCUUCCUCAAGGGUUACCAAUGAGAUCAGAGAUCUUGAUACUUUGUACUUGGUGCAUGGUAAUGCCAACGAAAAUUCUAAUUAA
This is a messenger RNA of Saccharomyces paradoxus, 825 nucleotides long. RefSeq names its product Cuz1p (gene CUZ1). Gene Ontology annotation, cellular component: cytoplasm. The record is from RefSeq and is a predicted model, not a curated record. The transcript has a single exon. NCBI's taxonomy places the organism in Eukaryota, Fungi, Ascomycota, Saccharomycetes, Saccharomycetales, Saccharomycetaceae. The coding region runs from base 1 to 825 and encodes 274 amino acids. Gene Ontology annotation, molecular function: zinc ion binding.